This is a messenger RNA of Exaiptasia diaphana, 3709 nucleotides long. RefSeq names its product AMP deaminase 2. The transcript has 15 exons. Gene Ontology annotation, biological process: IMP salvage; AMP metabolic process. Gene Ontology annotation, molecular function: AMP deaminase activity. The record is from RefSeq and is a predicted model, not a curated record. NCBI's taxonomy places the organism in Eukaryota, Metazoa, Cnidaria, Anthozoa, Actiniaria, Aiptasiidae. Gene Ontology annotation, cellular component: cytosol. Bases 300 to 2630 code for a protein of 776 amino acids.
AAGCGAUUACUGCAGUACAUAGCAAACUAAAAUGUCUUGACUCUUACCAAAUUCUCAAGUUUCUAAAAUAAAGCUAAUACCGUGAUCUAUUUUCGGUAUUCCGAACAACUAUUUUUGUUGACAGACAGGUAUCUAUCAUUUCCGGUGUAGUCUCAAACCGAGGCUAUUCUGCUGUGACAAUCGUUUCGCCAUAUUUAUUUUAUUUACUGGUAUAUUUUGUGUCAUAGGGAGGCUGUCUUAUCUUUUUUUCAGAAUUCUAGCUUUUUUCGUAUCUUGGGAGUGAACUUAUAACAUCGAAAAUGGCAGAAUCUACCAAGGAUGCCGACUCCAAAGGGCACGAAAGAGAAGCAGAAACAUUGCGRAGGCAUACCUUUCUGAAGCAGGAAUUCCAAAACAACUCUAAUGACACGAAGGAUAAGAAACAYGAUGUUUUCACAACUUUACAAGAGACUUUGGAACUACUUCGUGAUGAAGCAGGCUCUGUUUCCAGAGAUUCACAGAAAAGAGAUGAUGUCUGGUGUCAUCCAUUUGAAAUMCCUGAGCACCCUAUCGAGCAAUUAGAAAUUAAACGAUCACAAAUCGACCUGGAAAGACAACAUUCCAAAAUCAUGCGUGCAGUCUCCCUUAACGAUCUGGAUGACAAAAUGUUCAGUUCCAAGGAAGGAAGUAGGGAUAUAAUGACACCAUACCAGCGUUUAACCAUUUCUGGUGGUAACACAAGUGGGGUUCCUUGGGAUGAACUCAAACAGGCCUCAAAACUUCUUGCAGAAGCACUAUUUAUAAGAUUCAAAUACAUGGUUUUGAGCAUGCAGAGUUACUGUCCUGUCUUAGCAGACUCCUUGGCAGCUAUUCAUGAAGACUAYAGUGUAGAUAAAUUCCUGGCAGCUAGAAAUCUGGACAAACCAAGCCCACCUCCCCAUAGAGAUUUAGAACAUUUUGACUACUCUAAAMAUUGUCCCUUUGAUUGUGAAGUACCUGGYGACUGUGGAUAUGAAGUGAAAAUGGUUGAAGGAGUUAUACAAGUCAUUUCAUGUAAAGGAGAUGGGAAUUCCAAAGUUUGUAAAAUAGUUCAUCCAUUUCCUGAUUUGCAAGAAUUUUUUGAUGACCAAAAUGUUCUACUUGCUUUAUCUACACAUGGCCCUAUAAAAUCUUUUGCAUAUCGUCGUCUUAAGUAUCUUGAGUCAAAGUACAGUCUUCAUACACUUCUGAAUGAAAUGAAAGAACUUGCAGCCAUGAAGGAAGUGCCACAUCGUGACUUCUAUAAUGUCAGAAAGGUAGACACUCACGUACAUGCAGCAUCUUGCAUGAACCAGAAGCAUUUGCUGAGAUUUAUCAAGAAAAAAAUGAAAACAGAAGCAGACACACCAGUUAUUAAGAUUGAUGGCAAAGAGGCUACAUUAAGAGAGGUCUUUGCUAUGAUGAAUUUAACACCUUAUGAUUUGAGUGUGGAUACCCUUGAUGUCCAUGCAACAAUACCAGACCUGAGUGAUGAAAUUCAGGAAGACCAAAAGUCAAAGGACCAUGGUCGCAGUAAAAGGGCCCAGUACCGUAGUGAAAGCAAACUUAGGGAGAUUUUUCUCAAGACAUCAAAUCAUAUUGAUGGCCGAUACUUUGCACAGCUUAUGAAAGAAGUUUUCAGUGAUCUGGAGGAAAGCAAAUACCAGAAUGCWGAACCACGUAUAUCCAUCUAUGGUCGYUCCAGGGAUGAGUGGGAAUCAUUGGCCAAGUGGGCUACUGGACAUAGUGUCUUYUCAGAAAAUGUUCGUUGGCUWAUUCAAGUUCCAAGACUUUAUGAUGUUUAUAGGAACAAGAAGAUGGUCAAGAACUUUGAAGAAGUUCUAGAAAACCUUUUCAUGCCACUGUUUGAGGCCACAAUCAAUCCACAAAGUCAUCCUGAACUUCACAAAUUCCUUACACAGGUGAUUGGAUUUGACAGUGUAGAUGAUGAAAGUAAGGCUGAAAGCCAUCUCUUCCAACAAAGUAGUCCCCUGCCUGCACAGUGGACAUCAGAUGAGAAUCCACCAUACUCUUAUUACUUAUAUUACAUGUAUUCUAACAUGGUGGUACUCAACCAUUUGAGAAGGGAACGUGGAUUUAACACCUUCAAACUUCGUCCUCAUUGUGGAGAAGCUGGUCCYGCACAUCACUUAGUGACAGCAUUUAUGCUKGCAGAGAACAUCUCUCAUGGAUUGCUUUUACGAAAGGUUCCAGCUCUCCAGUAUCUGUAUUACUUAGCUCAGAUUGGCAUUGCCAUGUCUCCACUCAGCAACAACUCRCUGUUCCUCAACUAUCAGAGAAAUCCUCUGCCAGAAUUCCAUGCAAGGGGGCUUCAAGUGUCAUUAUCAACUGAUGAUCCAUUAAUGUUUCAUUUUACUAAGGAACCAUUAAUGGAAGAGUACAGCAUUGCUGCUCAAGUGUGGAAGUUAAGUCCUUGCGACAUGGCAGAGCUUGCRCGAAAUAGUGUAGCAAUGAGUGGYUUUCAAGAUGAGAUCAAAGAGCACUGGAUUGGAAAUUGCAACAAAGGAGAAAAUGACAUUGCUAAGACUAAUGUUCCAGAUAUCAGAGUGGCAUUCCGUAAAGAGACUUUAAUGGAUGAACUCAACACUAUCUAUGAAGCGGCUAGGGACUAGACUAUACACAUCAUAAUCAUGCAAAAAUUGAUGUGAAGAGCAUUGAUGAGACUAAAUUWUAUUAAUAGAUAAUUGAUAUCCUUACAGUCAUCAAAUUUUGAUAGAUUACCAUGAAGCAAUUAUUUCAUUUUCAUUUUCAUAGCCUAGACUUUAUGCAUUCACUACAAACAUUUUACAAAGGUCAUAUCUAUAAAUUUUACAAAAUGAAAACUAAAUGUUAUAUAAUAGUAUAUGAGUUUUAUGGUCAAUCAAGUUAUGAAAAUCACUACUUACAACAAUUGCAUUAUUAUUCUAAAUUUUACAAUUAUUUAUACAUUCUUUUCAAUUUUAAUAUUUUUUUUCAAUACAAAUAUUUACCAAGAAAAUGGGGAAGACUAAAAGUGAUUCAGUACUGUUACUGUCAGUGGCUAUUCAAGGAAAAUUACUUYAAUUUCCUUCUGUUUCAGUUAUUAAUUAUAUUUACAUGUAGAACAAAAUGGUAUUUUUGUACACUUUUUCAAUUUAUGUAUUGUUAUAUUGCAUAAUUCAAAUAAUCUUAAAGUUGAUACUGACAGUGAGCCUUCUCCGUGGGUGUCUCUUUUUUGCUUUCCUUUGGGAUACCUCUUUUCUGAUAAGACUGUAGAAAGUGUCAUAGAGAGUUCAGGAAAAAAAGAAAUAGGAAAUACACCUUCAUUUUGCCAAGAUGGUACCAGAGGGAUCCCAAAAGACAAAAUGAAUGGUUGCCUGCGGAGGAGGUUGACUAAUGGCUUUAUUGCCAUAACAAUCCUAUUUUAUAGAAACUAUCAGUAGUAGUCAUAUCAGACUGCGUUAGGUUCUUGGRCCUGUACGUGGAUAUCAUUUUGCAGGUAUGCAUCUUAUUCUGAACGAAUAUUAAAAUCUAUAUUUGCACAUUGUAAMAAUUUUUGCUUUUCAAAAAUUAAUUACAAUGGUACACAUUCGAAACAUUUUCCUAAAGUAAUAUGAAUUGUUUUUUUUCCAGUAAGGUAUUAUUUGUAUAAUUUGUGAGUAAUAGAUUGAUUAUUAAAUAUAAGCUUAACAUCGAAAAUCUCUCAAAUAAAUUUUGAAUUUUAACCAAAAAA